Messenger RNA from Phragmites australis (common reed), 1609 nucleotides. RefSeq lists its product as uncharacterized. Bases 142 to 933 code for a protein of 263 amino acids. The transcript has 8 exons. NCBI's taxonomy places the organism in Eukaryota, Viridiplantae, Streptophyta, Magnoliopsida, Poales, Poaceae. Gene Ontology annotation, molecular function: RNA binding. The record is from RefSeq and is a predicted model, not a curated record.
UAUUAGCCCUAGCUACCCUUCCGCCGCUGCUCCUCACUCGCGCGCGUGUCGUGUUGCGUUUGGUUAGCGCCGCGGCUGCGCUGCUAGGGUUAGGGUUUGCGGGUGCGCGCGCGGGCGCGGGCGCCCGUGCAUGCGCGUGGGAUGACGCCGCAGAGGUCGCCGGCGGGGGGGUUGGGAGGAGGGGGCGGGGGGACGCCGGCGCUGCACUACCUGAGUGGGCCGUACGGGGACACGACGUUCACCAAGGUCUUCGUGGGGGGGCUCGCAUGGGAGACGCGCAGCGAGGGGCUGCGCGCGCACUUCGAGGUGUACGGGGACAUCCUCGAGGCCGUCGUCAUCACCGACCGCGCCACGGGCCGCUCCAAGGGCUAUGGAUUCGUGACCUUCCGGGACCCAGAAUCGGCAAGGAUGGCUUGCAUGGACCCAUACCCAGUGAUCGAAGGGCGGCGCGCUAAUUGUAAUCUCGCCAUCCUGGGGCGGUCUGGUCCAGCUGUGCCUUUUGUAGCACCUAUAAGGCCGGUCAUCCCUUACAAUGGAGGUGUGGCGGUUCCAGGGGGAAUGUAUGUGCAAAGCCCAACAUAUCAGCAGCCACCCUACAACUACUCACAGGCCUUUGUAUACCCUUCUUAUGGGCCAUCAACAUAUGGACCUGAAUACUUAUAUCAGCAGCUUUGUAGAAUGCAUAUGGUCCAUAUGGUGGACAGCAGUAUGUUCCAGUAUAUGGUGGACCCAGGACAACAGGCCCAGCAGUUUACCCAUAUGGGCAGUUUGGCCAACAUGUACCAAGUGAUCAUGCUUAUUCGCCUAGUUAUGUACCAAGUCAUGGUCUUCCACUGUCAAAUCAGAAUGGUAAUGCUGCAAAUGUUGUGCGCAUACCAGUGGUUCAGCAACAAUUUCCUCCAGGAGCUCCACGCCCUCAGCAACAGCUCUUGAUCCCUGCUCGUGCCCCGCAAUUCCCACAGAACAAUAUUUCUGAACAAGCAUCGGGCUGACAAAAGGAUGCCAGAAAGUGACAAAUUUGAGGUAUCCUAUAGUUUGCAGCAGGACUAAGAACAGCAGUACUGCUAAUUGGGCGGCAUGCUUCUUUUCUUGCAAACUGUUAUCUUUUGCAUUCUAAAGGUUGUCCUUAUUCAUGGUGACCAGAAAUCCUUAUAAUGUGAACGUCGAGCUGCUCCGUCGGAUGGGGUAGAAAAGUGCGAGGUGGAAGAUGAAGCCACUCUUGCUCAACUUCUGUCAGUGUCUGUACAUUCCCCAUCUGCCAGAAAUUCUGAUAGCUGGUGAUCUGUGCAUGGACCAAAGUGGAUCCGGAAAUGGAGUCCGGACCCCAACCUGUGUAUAAUAGCUCAUGUAGGUCCAAAUCGUAGAACAGGUCAAUUCUUUCAAAGUGCUGAUGCAUCUGGUUGUGUAUAUUUAUUCUCUUCGUCAUUUUUCGUUCCUUCAAUGCAUGUGUUCAUGUUGCAUUAGGGCAUAGGUCUUUCAAUGCAAUUGCGUCGCCAUGGUCCUGUACCCUUCAUAAACUGUGAAACUGUAUAUCAUCUAUAUGAACGCAUAAUCAAAUAAUAACAAUCUUAUCCUAGAAAAGGAUGUGAUUUGUUGCAAUUGCAAUGCA